UGCUAGCAUAAUAUAAUGAGUUGAAGCUGUGUUGUUUUGAGGGCAAAAAAGUUGUUUAUUUCUUUCUACUGUUUGCUGUCCAUUGCAGCUCUGUGUUUACUUGGAACUAUACAAAGUUGGGAGAAAUGUAGGGACUUUUUUGACGACUUUGUCGUUGCCUCACGAUGGAGGAACCUGCGACAAGAGAGUUGGAGAUGUCCCUGUCAGACGGUACCUCGGACGACGAUAUGCCCUUAACGUUACCCACAGAGGGCAGCCACAGCGGGAGCAUCCGAAAGGGCUGUGAUCCCUUCGCCCAGACUCAGCGCAGUAAACUGCAGCACCGGCGGUCUCGCAUCAACCAGCAGAUCAACAAGGAGAUGCGCAUGAGAGCCGGAGCAGAGAACCUGUUCAGGGCAACAACCAACAACAAGGUGAAGGAGACGGUGGCUCUGGAGCUCAGCUUCGUCAACUCCAACCUGCAGCUGCUCAAAGAGGAGCUGGAGGAGCUCAACAGCAACAUGGAGGUCUACCAGACAGACAGUGAGGCUAUCAACGUUCCCAUGAUCCCACUCGGAUUAAAAGAAACCAAAGAGGUUGAUUUCACAGUUUCUAUCCAGGACUUCAUCUGUGAGCACUACGGAGAGGACAGCUCUCUCUACGACAAGGAGAUCAAAGAGCUUAUGGAGCUCAGACAGGCCAUGCGUACACCCAGUCGUAACCAGGCCGGUCUGGAGCUCCUGAUAGAGUACUACAACCAGCUGUACUACCUGGACCAGCGCUUCUUUCCUUUGCACAAGAACCUGGGCGUGCACUUCCACUGGUACGAUUCUCUGACAGGCGUGCCGUCGUGCCAGCGUACUUUGGCGUUUGAAAAAGGAAGUGUGCUGUUCAACAUCGGUGCCCUGUACACACAGAUCGGAGCACGGCAGGACCGCUCUGCAACAGCUGGCAUAGACCGAGCUGUAGAUGCCUUUCAGAGAGCUGCAGGUGCAUUUAAUUACCUCAAAGAGAAUUUCUCCAACGCUCCCAGUCUGGACAUGAGCGGUCCGUCGCUCUGCAUGCUGGUACGUCUGAUGGUUGCCCAGGUGCAGGAGUGUGUGUUUGAGCGCGUCACACUCACCACUCAGGACACUCACUUCACUUCCCAACUCCACCUGGCACAAGAGGCUGCGCGGGUGUCAGACGUCUACUUGUUAGUGCAGCAGACCAUGACGCAGCCUCUGAUGAAAGACUACGUGCCGUUUUCUUGGGCGUCAAUGGUUCAGGUCAAAUCUGAGCACUUCCGCGCCCUCUCGCACUACUACGCCGCUGUUGCACUCUGCGAUCACACGUUGUCGGCUGAGGAGAACGAGGGGGAUGAGGAAGCAGAGAAGGCUUUCCUCCAGUUCUAUGUGAACGUUCCUGCAGGACCACCACUCAGCCAGGUUUUACAAGACCCUGAAAAAAGAAGAAAGCUUGGUAAAGCUCACCUGCGGCGUGCAGUAAUCAGACAUGAGGAGGCCAUGCGUGUCCACAGUCUGUGUAAGAUCCUGAGGAAGAUGGACAUCCUGCAGGACGUUCUGUCUCUCACACACAAACGCUCUUUGGACAAGUACUCGGAGCUAGACAGAGAGGACGACUUUGAUGAAACAGCAGAGGCUCCAGAGAUCCAGUCUCAAACCCACCAGAAACCAGAAAUCACCCCAACCAACUUCUCUACAGUCCAAGUUACUGACAUCUUCCAAAGACUGGGGCCUCUGUCAGUGUUUUGUGCACGGGCUCGCUGGGGUCCGGUCCGUGUGAUCUGCCUGCAGAGGAGAGAGGGUGGACUGGGUCUCACGCUCAGAGGAGACUCCCCCGUCCUGGUGGCUGGAGUGGUGCCUGGAGGCUGUGCAGCGGAGGCCGGACUAAGGGAAGGAGACUACAUAGUAGCCGUGGACGGUGAGGACUGUAAAUGGGCCAAACAUGGCGAGGUGGUGCACAUGCUAAAGAGCUGUAGCGACAGAGGAGUGGAGCUCAGUGUGGUCACAUUACACUCACACGAUACACAGGUGGAGAGGAAGGCCAUCGCACUGUCCCACGGCAGCGAUAAGGAAAACACUCGGCAACGUCUGCUGGGAGGACCCAAGGGCCAGAGCUCCGCCUCCUUGUUGAACUGGAACAGGAAGAAGAAGCGGGAAGGAGGCGGGGGCACUAAGAGACUAGGAAGCACUUUCAGUUUGUCGUUUGGAAGCAUCCGAGACACUGAGGCCAUGUACUGAGACAUGACUGCAGGGGAACCACUCAGGGAAUCUCAGCAGUGGAGCACAUGGUACGAUCAGGACGGCAUCAGAGCCUGACAGGCAGGGGUGCUGCUGCAGAAAGCACAAGGUUAGUCCAGUAAAGUUGUUCCUGGCUUCUCUUUUGCUCCAACACAGUCCAGGAGAGUUGAACAAUCCUGCCUGUGGGGAGUUUGCUGUACUCCUCUGUGCUGUGGAGUCUAAAGGUGCGUUGAGACAGAACACAAGGAACAUUUUAGAUGCAGGAUGCUAUAAAAUCACGUAGGACUUGGUCUGUGUGGUUUACAGACGGCCAUGCUGUUGCUCCUGCUCUGGGCUAAAACAUUUUUUUAAAGUGCAGUGAUUUGGCGGACAAAAUAUUAACUUCAUUUAACUUUUUUCGGCAAACAAAGUCAUUCCCAACAACUAGGGAUGAAUAGUAAGUCGAGGGUCAAGGAUUCACACUAUCUUUCAGUCUUAACGACGCUCGCGUGCUUUGUGAACAUUGAGAUCUGACAAGAAAACUAAUAUAUUUUUCUGCUUUUGUUCUAACCCAGAUUCAGACUAACAAUCUUAAUGCAGUGUUUUUGGAGAUAACCCUAAUCUAUUGGGUUUACCAAAAACGAGUGCGCCUUUAUUGACUAAGGUUAACACACACUGGUUGUCGUAUGAAUCAAACACAACUAUUUGCUUCGAUUUUUGAAAAUAGGCAAUUCUAAGACGACACCCCAGCAAUAUCGGAUAUAGAAAAGCAGACAUUUCAUCACCUCCGCUUCCUUGAUCGGCACAUCCCGGCUAAUGUAAUUGCGCAGAGGGCAAAAUCUUUAGUGAAAAUUAAGGAAAACAUUACUGAAAGCUCCUUAACACAGAACGUAUGUAUUGUAACAUUAAUGUCACGGAUGUAAAAAGAAUUUAGAGGGAGAAUUAAAAAUCAAGUACAUUAUUUCUUGUGUCUCAUAUUAUCCUUAAGUGGUCUCCGAUGUUAGUGACCCGUUUCACCACUGAAGUGCUCUCAGUUCAUCCACUGAUGCUUUACUUUGUACUUUACUUAGAACAAAAUAAAUGUUUGUUGUUUUUAGUUUUGUCAUUUUUAGAUGAUUAAAAGCACUUCAGAUCAAAUGUUUUGUAGCUUUUGUUAUUUUUUAAUGCACUGUGAAUAUUGAAAAGGACACAUCUGUUGUUCAUAAUGUCGUUCUGAUGAUUGAACGUGAAACACUCACACGGAGAGGUUGUGUGUAUUUGAAAUGAAAUGUGAUACCGAGAGUUCCUGCAGGAAAACCACGACGUGGCGUCCAGUGUGAGUUUAGUGUCGUUAAUGUUUUCAGCCGCUGUCCUCUGUUACAGUCCGCCAAUAUGAGGAACAAUAGAUGUUAGUGGAAAAAAAUAGUCUAUUUUAAUUAACAUUGUUUGAACAUUUUGUAAGAUUGUGAUGUAACUACAGAUGUGAGAAUUGUAGCACAUUACUGAUUUGAUCCAGCUAAAAAAUAAUGCUGUUUGUAUUUUUGCCAUGGCCUGUGUGUUUUUGCUUUUUUCUGUACAAUGUUGUGCCAUGAAGGUCCAUAGUGUUCAGACACACACACACACACACACACACACACACACACCCCCCACACACACACACACACACCAUUGUUCUGUUAUGCAUUUUGUUUUCUUGGAAAAAGUUUAGCAAUUACAAAAAAAAGCAGUGUUGACAAAAUAAGCCAAGAUUGCAAAAAAUAGUAGGAUCUUUUUUUAUUCUCAUAAUCAGGAAUUUCUGAUUCAAGGAAACAAGUUUGUCAUGCUGUGAUCAAAGUGUCUACAAUGUUUCCUCUUCAGCUCUCUGUGCUCCGUCUGUAUGAGUGAGUAAAUGUUUGUCGAGACUGUUGUGAACAGGAAUAUUUCUUUCCUUCCGUCUGUGUUUCUGACUGAUUAUCUGAUCAUCCCUUAUUGAUUGCAUUUGGGGAUUUGCACAGUAUUUUUUUUUCAUGUAUAAAUACAAUAAAAGUGAAUGAAUGACUCUGUUGUAUAAUGUUUGAAUUUACGUAACAUGUUGAGCUCACGCCGCUCUACUGAGCUUGAUUCAUCUUUCCUUGAAAAGUGAAUCAAACAAUUAAAUCGAAUAUCAAAAA
Molecule: messenger RNA, 4330 nt
Organism: Cottoperca gobio
Lineage: Eukaryota; Metazoa; Chordata; Actinopteri; Perciformes; Bovichtidae
Gene: rhpn1
Product: rhophilin, Rho GTPase binding protein 1
Exons: 16
Coding region: 165-2222 (685 amino acids)
Biological process (GO): negative regulation of stress fiber assembly; signal transduction
Molecular function (GO): protein binding
Source: RefSeq, a predicted model, not a curated record